GUCACAAACACGUUGUGUCAAACUCCAGCGACUGAUCAUCGUCAGCUGAAUGCUUUGUUUACAAAAUGUCGCAACCGGCGUGUGUAUUACUUUUGAGUGGAAAGAGAAAGUCUGGGAAAGACUUUAUUGCAGAUCGACUCCAAUGCAGGAUUGGACCUGAAGUUUGUCAGAUUCUGAGGCUGUCUGGCCCUUUGAAGGAACAAUACGCUCUGGACAACGGACUAGAUUACCAGCAACUGCUUGACUCAACCACCUACAAAGAAAUGUACAGAGCCAAAAUGAUAGCAUGGGGAGAAGAAAAACGAUCGGCGGACCCGGGUUUCUUUUGUCGUAAAACAAUCGAAUUAGCCCAGCCAGAUCGAAAUAUUUGGAUAAUAUCCGAUGCACGACGAAAAACGGAUUUAGCGUUCUUUAGUGAAAAUUACCAAAAGGUUCUAAGAACAAUACGAAUGACAUGCUCGGACGAUGUCAGAAAGCAGCGCGGAUUCAUUUUCACACAAGUCGAGAUCUGUCCUCCCUCCUCGGACAUGUCCCCCACACCGUGUGAGGACGAGUGUUCGAGUCAAGCUGACUGCCCCUAUCCCCUAGUCUGCUGCCCGGGUGGAUGCACACAAGGCCGACCUAAAGACGACAGAACGUACCACGCAUGCGUGUACCCAGACAUCUGCGCCACCGGCGUCUGCAAGCACGGCGCCACUUGCAUCCGCGGACAGGGUCUGGAGUACGAGUGUCUGUGUCCGCCAGGACUCGAAGGUCCCAACUGUGACACAGAUAUUGAUGAAUGCUUGAGUCAACCGUGUCAACAUGGCGGUCAGUGUAUCAACCUCCUAAACGACUAUACAUGUUGCUGUCCUCCAGACUUCACAGGCAAAUCGUGUGAAUCAGAAAAUAUCUGCAAAGCCCGACAAGACCCGUGUUUCGGUAAAAAAUGUAGCAAGUACACGGAAGCCAAGUGUGACGUCACGGCGUCGUUUUCGUUGAUGAAGAAUGGAAAGACCAAGGACGUCACCGACCAGUGCAAUAAUGGAAACAACUAAGAACAUGGGCCACGUGAUCUGUCAGUGUGUGUGUGCACAAUCUUACAAACGAUAUAGUGUCAUAAAUACACUGCAUUGAUACAAUUAAAGUCAAUUAAUCCAUAUCUCUAUUUCAUUUAAAAACGGAAUAAAAGUUAAUUACGUGCGGCUUGUAAAGAGUGAGCUAGGUUUUUAAAUCACCAAUUAGAUCUAAUUUUCGCGUGGGUAUUGAAAAUUAUAAAAUCUCAAAACAUGGUAAGGUUCUAAUUAACGAUGAUAAAAACUCGUGAAAAAAAGUGUUUGGUGCUUUUUCUAUAGUCUAACCCUUUUCCUAUGGGCUGUAAAGCUGUGGUUUCCUUUAACAGCAUAUAAUAUGAAAGAAAUAACUGCUUUUUCGCCAACAAAAAUGUUAUUUAAACAGUUAGCAACACUUCAGAAAACACCGACAAUCAAUUGAGACGUCAGUUAGCUGCAUGUCAGCGACUGACGAUAAGAACUGUCAAAAUGUUCUUUGUUUUAAUAAACUUUUCCUCACGGCAA
This is a messenger RNA of Dreissena polymorpha, 1556 nucleotides long. Its product is annotated as delta-like protein 4. Gene Ontology annotation, cellular component: cytoplasm. Lineage: Eukaryota; Metazoa; Mollusca; Bivalvia; Myida; Dreissenidae. Gene Ontology annotation, biological process: cholesterol biosynthetic process; isopentenyl diphosphate biosynthetic process, mevalonate pathway. The transcript is spliced from 7 exons. The coding region runs from base 66 to 1037 and encodes 323 amino acids. The record is from RefSeq and is a predicted model, not a curated record. Gene Ontology annotation, molecular function: phosphomevalonate kinase activity; calcium ion binding.